Molecule: messenger RNA, 2453 nt
Organism: Corylus avellana
Lineage: Eukaryota; Viridiplantae; Streptophyta; Magnoliopsida; Fagales; Betulaceae
Gene: AAE18
Product: acyl-activating enzyme 18
Source: RefSeq, a predicted model, not a curated record
CAGGGGAGGGAAAUGGGGAAGAGCAUUAGCGAAGUUGGAGUGGAGGAGUUGGUGGGGGCAGGACUAACGACAGAGGAGGCACAUGAAUUCCAAAGGGUGCUUAAAGAAGCAGUUUCUGGAGCCAAAGAGUCUGACCCAAGAGAGGUGUGGCGCCAGCUGGUGGCUCGGAGGGUGCUAAAGCCACGGCACCCACAUGGCCUGCACCAGCUGGUCUACCACUCGGUCUAUGCUCAUUGGGACGCGUCCACCAAUGGCCCCCCUCCUUACUGGUUCCCUUCUCUAUAUCAGUCUAAACAUACAAAUUUGGGUCGUUUGAUGGAAAAGUAUGGUUCAAAACUACUGGGGACAUCAUACAAGGAUCCUAUUACAAGUUUUAGCCUCUUUCAGAAGUUCUCUGUUCAGCAUCCUGAGGCUUACUGGUCCAUUGUUCUAAAAGAGCUUUCAGUUUCAUUCCGUGGUGCCCCAAAUUGCAUUUUAGAUGCCACAGACAAAUCGAAACAUGGGGGAACAUGGUUUCCCGGUUUAGUUUUGAAUAUUGCCGAAUGUUGUUUGCUGCCUAGAAGUCAUCCAAGGAAAGAGGAUAGUAGUUUGGCUGUUGUGUGGAGGGAUGAGGGUUGUGAUGAUUCCGAUAUUAAUCGUAUGACAUUGAAAGAAUUUCGAGAACAAGUAAUGUUGGUGGCAAAUGCACUGGAUGCAAUAUUUUUGAAGGGUGAUGCAAUUGCAAUUGACAUGCCAAUGACGGUCAAUGCAGUUAUCAUAUAUGUAGCAAUUGUACUAGCAGGAUGUGUUGUUGUAUCAAUAGCUGACAGCUUUGCAGCGAAGGAAAUUGCUACUCGUUUGCGUGUGUCAAAAGCAAAGGGUAUCUUCACUCAGGAUUUCAUAUUAAGAGGAGGUCGAAAGUUUCCUUUGUACAGUCGAGUUGUAGAAGCUGCUCCAUUAAAAGCUAUAGUUCUCCCUGUGAUUGGGAAUGAAGUAGGCAUUCAGUUAAGAGAGCAAGAUUUAUCAUGGAAAGUUUUUCUUUCUAGUGCCGAUCGCCAUCCAAGAUCAAAUAAUUAUACUCCAAUCUAUCAACCAGCAGAAGCUGUGACUAAUAUUCUCUUUUCAUCUGGAACCACAGGAGAGCCAAAGGCUAUUCCUUGGACACAACUUUCACCAAUUCGAUGUGCUGCUGAUUCAUGGGCUCACAUUGAUGUUCAAGUUGGAGAUGUCUACUGCUACCCCACAAAUUUGGGAUGGGUGCUUGGACCCAUUUUUCUCUACUCAUGCUUUCUAAAUGGUGCAACACUUGCACUCUAUCAUGGAUCACCUCUUGGCCAUAGCUUUGGAAAAUUUGUUCAGGAUGCAGGGGUGACUGUUUUGGGUACAGUUCCUAGCUUAGUAAAAACUUGGAAGAGUACAGAGUGUAUGAAAGGCCUAGAUUGGACAAGGAUAAAAUCAUUUGCAUCCACUGGGGAGGCAUCCAACGUUGACGAUGACCUUUGGCUUUCUUCAAGAGCUUAUUACAAUCCCAUUAUCGAAUGUUGUGGCGGCACAGAACUUGCAUCAUGUUACCUCCUAGGAAGUCCACUACAGCCGCAAGUUUUUGGCGCUUUUAGCACUGCCUCGAUGACAACUGGCCUUGUCAUCCUUGAUGAACAUGGGAUACCUUAUCUUGAUGAUCAAGCUUGUGUUGGGGAAGUGGGUCUCUUCCCCAUAUACAUGGGAGCAAGUGAUAGAUUGCUUAAUGCUGAUCAUGAAAAAGUUUACUUCAAGGGAAUGCCAAUGUACAAAGGAAUGCAACUCCGGAGACAUGGAGACAUCAUUAAAAGAACUGUUGGAGGAUUUUUGAUUGUACAGGGUAGGGCUGAUGACACCAUGAACCUUGGAGGAAUUAAGACAAGUUCCAUUGAAAUUGAGCGCGUGUGUGACCGAGCUGAUGAAAGCAUCUUGGAGACUGCUGCAAUUAGUGUUACACCAGUAAAUGGUGGUCCUGAGCAGUUGGUUAUAUUUGUAGUAUUAAAGAAAGGUUUCAAUACUGAACCAGACAAGCUGAAGAGUAUAUUCUCAAGGGUCAUUCAAAGCAAUCUCAACCCUUUGUUUAAGGUGAACAGUGUUAAGAUUGUUCCAGAGUUCCCCAGAACAGCUUCUAAUAAGUUGUUGAGAAGGGUUUUGAGGGACCAAAUAAAGAUGUCAGUUCGGAGCAGAAUUUAGCAGCACAUCAUUGUUGGUAUGUCAAAUCUCAAUGAUACAUUCAUGCGAGGUACCUUCUUAGAUGCUUGAAUUACGGGCCUAUGUACAUGGAAUAAGAAAGAAAUGGUUGAGAUUCAUGAAACAUGUAGCCCUGUAAUUAAGAUGAAAAUACAAUGAACUCACUUUCAUAGAGUUGCAGGUUGUGGAUUGCAAGUGGUUUGCAAUAAAGCCUUUUGGUAUCUUAGUUAUUUGUAUUUUUAUCAUAGAAGUAACAUUAAUUUUAA